Molecule: messenger RNA, 1032 nt
Organism: Pneumocystis jirovecii RU7
Lineage: Eukaryota; Fungi; Ascomycota; Pneumocystomycetes; Pneumocystales; Pneumocystaceae
Exons: 7
Coding region: 1-1032 (343 amino acids)
Biological process (GO): regulation of dephosphorylation; regulation of signal transduction
Cellular component (GO): cytosol
Molecular function (GO): protein phosphatase 2A binding
Source: RefSeq, a predicted model, not a curated record
AUGAACAUACAAAACCAACCAGAAGAAAAUAGGUCUCUACGUGAUCUUUUUGAUUCAGCAGAAGGAUUUCGUAAAAGAAUAGAAGAAGGAUCAUCAGUUAUUGAACUAUUAACGGACUGUAUUUCUUUAUAUGAAAAAUGCCAUUAUCUUACAAGAAAAUUAUGUCUUUUUAGUAAAAAUGAAGGAAUUGAUGACAUAAACACAUCAGAAAUAAAAUUUCUUUUAAUAGAUUAUUAUAUAGCAGAACUUUUAGACAAGAACGUAACGUCUAAUAGAUCAUCAGCUAUAAUGAAGUCGAAAAAUCUAUUCAUUUCAUUCUUAAUAUUAUGUGAUAACUAUGCAUUACUAACUAACUCUGAUAAAACCUUAUUUGACCACCUUAAUUCUACUGAAAUGAACAAUGAAAAUUAUAUAAUCAGAGAAUCCGAUAUUUCAAGAAGAGAAGGAAAAAUACAAAGAUAUAAAAGAGAAAAAGAGUUAAACGAAAAUAUAUCAAAUUUUCUAAAAAAUCCAUCAAAAGAUGAUAAUAAUUUGCGAAAACAUUUUCUUGAGCUCAUUCAACUAGCUAUAUUCAAGUCUCUGCAAAGCAUAGAACAAUUAGAUCUAGAAUUAAAAAUGAUAGAAAUCUCAAAAACAAACAAACAAAACACAAAUAAUAACUAUCAUGAAAUCCAAACAGAAAAAGAGAUGCAUUCAACAUUAAAAGUGGAAAAUAAUCCAUUAAAAAAUGGGGCACUUUUAGACAAAAACGGAAAACCAUUACGUCCUUUUACUAUUGUAGGGAAAAGAGAACAAUUAAAAAAAAGUGUUUUUGGACCAGAUCAUAGUUUACCUACGAUGUCUAUUGAUGAAUAUUUAGAAGAAGAAGCAAAAAGAGGGAAUAUCCUUUCUAAUAAACAAAUACCGCAAAAUAAAAGAGAAAUUGAUCAAGAUAGCGUAGAAGAAGUGGAUAAAGAAACAUAUAAGGCAAGAGAAUGGGAUGAAUUUAAAGAGGCAAAUCCUCGAGGAUGGGGGAAUAGGACAAACAGGUAA